Molecule: messenger RNA, 1073 nt
Organism: Galendromus occidentalis (western predatory mite)
Lineage: Eukaryota; Metazoa; Arthropoda; Arachnida; Mesostigmata; Phytoseiidae
Product: mitochondrial import receptor subunit TOM20 homolog
Exons: 3
Coding region: 338-772 (144 amino acids)
Biological process (GO): protein import into mitochondrial matrix; intracellular protein transport; protein targeting
Cellular component (GO): mitochondrial outer membrane translocase complex
Molecular function (GO): transmembrane protein transporter activity
Source: RefSeq, a predicted model, not a curated record
GCUUUCCUCUCUCCUCAAUCAGCAACACUUCUAAAUUUUCUCUAACGCGUGCUGCGCUUAAUAAUCUGGAGGCCUCGUGCCCAUUAUACAGAGUCGUCAUAUUCCCUGUUGUUCGCGUUCGGAUGAUCUCUCGCCGGAGUGUUAAUCGUGCCUAUCGUUGAAGGUCAACCUCCGGAAGAGCACCCCCAAUAAGAAUCCAGUCUACAGCCCGACCGAAAAGAUCCAACAACAACUCAGAGCAGCCGCGUGGGGAACCAACUUCCCCCGACGGAAAACACUCGACGUGUGCCGGUAAGACCACACUUGAACCGACCAAUCCUCGGACAGAGUGUGGAUCAUGUUGAAUGGGACUUCGAACACAGCCUUGGUUGCUGCCGGCAUAGCCGGGACUCUGUUCAUAGGGUACUGCAUUUAUUUCGAUAAAAAACGACGCUCGGAUCCGAUGUACAAACAGAGAGUACGUGAAAGGAGACUACGGGAUUCUAAAGCAAAAAAACGCGGCACCAUCAUCGCUCCGGAUUUCAAGGACGUCGAGGCCGUUCAGAAGUUCUUCUUCCAAGAAAUGCAAAUCGGUGAAGAACUCUUGAGCCAAGGUGAAAUCGAGAGUGCUCUCGAGCAUCUCGCAGCCGCUGUCGCCGUCUGCGGCCAGCCGCACCAACUGCUUCAGGUGCUCAAGCAGUCGAUUCCUGCUCCGAUUUACAACCAACUUGUCAAAAAAAUACCUGCUGUGACUCAACAACUGUCGGCUCAUAUGGAAGAGGACGUAGAGUGAUCGAUUGACGCUGAGCUUCUGAAAGAGUUGAGUCGCUAGGGCAUAGAGUAGUCACGCACCUGAUCAGGGACGAAUUCUCGACGAAUGAACACAACGUUGAUGAUUUGGGUAUGGAUGCUUAAUCGUUCCGUGUCAUCGACUUGUCUCGGACGUUCGUCCUUUCUUAUUUCAUUGCAAGUUGUUCCGUCUGACUAGAUCGAACGGAGGAGUCUUGUUCGUUCUUCCGAUCGAGAAUCAAAACGUGAUGCAUUGUUGACCUUGUACAACGAUGGGAGACCGUUCGAUGAACUCCGAAUGUAAU